AGAAUUAAUCAAUUAUAUUAUAAAUCAUCACUAUACACCCUCUUAUAUAAGUUACAUGUAAUAUUUUGAUGUACGCGCAUGAUGAAACGGCUUCUUAGAUCUUCAAAAUCAGAAGAAAUUCAACCUUUUCCAUCUCGACUACGGAAAUGCAUUAAAAGAAAUGCGCAAGAACUGAAAAACAAGGUGAAAUGCAAACCCUUAGAAAAAUUUAAAGCAAAAGAAAAUGUUUUAUUAAAAACCAUAGACUUAAAAACAAACAAUAGCAAACCUAUUGAAUUUCAAAAUUUUCUUGAAGAGAGGGAAGUAGUUGGAUCAUUUUCUAAAACAUGUGAACAUGUUUGUAUCAUCGGAUCCAAGGGGUCAGGUAAAACAACCGUAUUAGCCAGGUUCAUUGAUGAAGCAUACGCAGGUCGCAUUCCUCAAAUUGAAAAUGAACAUGUUUUACAUGUCAUAAACUGCCACCGCUUUGAUGCAAACGAGGAAAUCACAGUACUUGAGUUUCUUUUUGGCGACUUUGGCGAAGAAACAGUAACACUUGGUGAAAAACGAGAGGGAUAUGAGUGGAUGAAAAACAAUCCCACAAAACUUACAUUCGUGGUGGACUCUCUAGAAUCACUUCGUUAUCCUAUUAAAGAAGACAAUACAGUAGGGCAUUAUGAUCGCGCAACUCCUGGUACUAUCCUACGCAAUCUGAUAGAGGGCAAUUUAUUCAUUUCCUGUGCAGUACUCACCACAUGCGAAGCAACAAAAUUCGAAGAGCGAGUCGAUGGGGACGACCAGCUGCCCGUUGAAAAGACUAUUCUUGUGUCCGGAUUGUCACCAGCGUCGAUAAACAGAAUUGCAUCAAAAUAUCUUGGAGAAGAGCGUUUCAACAAGUCUUUUGUUUAUCUUAAAAGCGUGUCACCGUAUUUAAUGACUUUAUGUGAGAACCCUACUAUAUUAGUUUUAACAUUGGCAAGCAUCAAAAACUGUGACGAUCCUGAGUUUCUGCCUAAAGGCAUUUCAGCCGUAGUGAUUAAAAUUUUGAAUCGCAUUAUCGAGAAAUCUAAAGAUGUGGAUUCUGAAAACAUCGUCAUCACAAUAGAAAAGUUGAAGUUUCUAGCUUUCCACAUAAAAAGAAAAAAAACUCCUGAUAUAACUUCUGACCAACUCCAAGCGACAGGACUCACAUCUAAUGUUCUACUAAGCAGUUGGUUUGUUCUAGAUGGCAUUCCACUGAUUAAAGUGGUUGACAGCAGUUCACCUGGAGAAAAAGACUUGCAAUUUAUGCACCCAGUUUUAAUUGAUGUACUUUUUGGAUUAUUCAUCGCUGAGCUAGAAUGGGAAAAAUUCACAAAAUUUGUGGAAAAUUUCUUCAGUAGCAGUCGUUAUUCGCCAAUUGCAAGAUAUGUUGGAGGAUGCAUCAUGGACGAAAAAUUAUUUGAAGAAAGCCUAAAUUGUUAUGCGAUGAACACAGUUCGAUUAACUCAGCUCAGGAACGAUAAAGAUCGCAAAUGUACUCUUUUAAAAGGAAGUCUAACAUCCUGGUUACUCGAACUUGAAGAUACAUUUGAGCUCGACAAUCAGCUGAAUUUAUUCCACACCAUAUGUGAAUGCGGCAGAGAAAUUAAGCCUAUUGUGUACUUGAAUAUCGACAAGGUAAAAUUGUGUCGUUUUGGAUCAUGGAUUCUCAACAGUGCAGAUAUGUGUGCCCUUGCUACAAUCAUAAGUUACCGUGUGGAGCUUGAACAGCUGACUCUCACCGAUUGCCCUGUCUCACCAAUUCUCCUCGACACACUUCAGAGAUGUAUACGUGCUAUCAAUAAAUUCAGCAAGGUACAAAAUUUUGCUCUGAAUAUCGAGGAAGGUGAAAAAAUUGCCACUGAGGAAUAUAUUCAUUCCAUUACUGGACUUCUUAUGUAUACAUCAAAUAAUAUGGACCUCAGGGGAUGGCGAUUGAACAACAAUGGAGUUUUGUUAUUGCAGAAAAUGCUGAACGAUCUUCAAAAAUAUAGUCUUAAAAUACAGACAGGCGCUGAAAAAUUCAUUGUUACUCAAAGUAAUUGGUAUGACGCCACCCAGAAAGAAAUAACACCGGAAGGUGGCAGUGUUUCGUUGCACGAUUUCAACUUUGAUUUUCCAAAGGGUUCAUUAACAGACAAAACGAAGGUGCAGUUGGAAAUGACCAAUUCGCCCCCCGAGUAUCCAGAUGCCUACAUAAUUAUUUCAUCAACGGUAAACGUAUCAAUCAACGCUGAAUUAUGGAAGCCCUUGAACAUUAGCGUAAAUCCUUGGGUAUGCAAAGACGAUAACGAUGAUGACGUUAUAUUAGAAGUGCUCCACUUGGAAGAAGGAAACGAUUCAUGGGCGGCGGUGGAGUCUAUGCCGUUUUCGGACGAAAGCGACGUGGAAUUUCAAUGUCAGAGUUUCAGCAAGAUUUCACUUGCUAUUAAAAUUCUUUUCGGACACAAAGUCAUUUUUCCUAUAAGUGGUGUGUUUUGUGUUAACAAAAACAUUUGGUGCGUGUGGUUUUAUAUUGACACUAAGGCCACUAGAAGCGAAGCAAUGGAAAAUCUCAAACAAGAGGGAUAUAAACAUCUGUGUUCGUUUAACACAGUGUUUGCAAAAUUUGGAGAUGAAAUUGAGGUCAAAUCAGAAAUCCUACCGCCUGAUGAAGGUUUCACUUUUCGAUUUCGACAUAAACUGAGCUUCAAGCUGAAUAUUAAACUGUGGAAAUUUAGACUUCCCCACUUGACGUAUUAUCUGGAACAUGAAGGACCUGUCAGGAAAGCAUGCACUCUGAAAAUCGGAUAUGACAUCAUGCUAAAUAACGCACAAGCUGAUAAUGGAUUUGGAUAUUUUGAACACGAUGUCGAGGCCACACUGGAUAGAAGUUUUUCGCAACCUAAGAAGCGCAUCGAAGACAUUAUAAAUGAAAUUCCAACACGCUUCUCUGCGGGAAAAUUUAAAACUUUUUCACUUUCGAAACGAGGCUUAUCUUUGGAUAUAUCGGAAGUAGACCAAAUAGAUAACGAAAACCAGAAAAUAAACGAUAAAAUACGAGCUAUGGUCAUGGCGUGGAAAGCAAAAAAUGGAAACAAUGCAACUGGCGAAAAACUAUCAAGAAUCAUUGAAACCUAUUUUGAUGAAAAUCCAACCGCCGACAAUACCGAACGUUUACUUUUGGAAAGAACUUACGACGAAGUGGCUUCUCAUUAUGGCUCGUUUCACGAGUGGAUCGGAUUUGCCAGCUCGGAGAAUGGUUUGAAUAUACCAUUACAAAUAAGAGAAAAAUUUAUCGGAAAUCAGGAGAACAUCACCCGAAAUCAAAAAUUAGAGAUGUUACGGUAUUGGACUGAAUCGGCUGGUAGUUCAGUAAGCGCUAAAAUGUUGGAAGAAGUUAUGGAAACUUAUGAUCAAAAAUCAGCAUAGAUUUUGACAUUUCAGCGUGUUGAAUUACGUUAUCGCCAACUUAGAGAAUAUCGUCGAUGGUUAAUGAACAAACUUCGAUGGAAGUUUAGUGGCUCAAUUAAUGUGUAUUGGCAAAAUAUCAUAAAACUAUCAGACCUUCACGAUUUGUUCAAAAAACACCUUUUAUUUUGAUGAACUUGACUCUAUACACAUUUGGAAAUACCAACUAUUUUACAUUUUCCCAGCCAGCUUGGACUGGUAACUGAAUCGGAGUCGUGGGCAUGGUCAUCUUCCCGGCAUUCCUGGUCGUUGAUGUGCUAAAUUAUGAAUGAACUCUUUACUCUGAGAGAAUGAAUGGGGGAUAUUUCUAUUUUAUUCGUGUGAUUUAGAAACGCUACUGCCUAUUUUUUUUGACAAUUCCAAUAGUACAUUGUAAAAUUAUUGUAAAAUGUAAUAUCAUAACGAAUAUGUAAAAAUACCUAAGUGCGAUGUAAUUAAUGUAUGCAAAAUCGUAUAUUGUCAUGUUGAAUUAUCCCAAGAAUACGUAUUUCUUAACUUUCUAUCCUCUACA
This is a messenger RNA of Styela clava, 3961 nucleotides long. RefSeq lists its product as uncharacterized. The record is from RefSeq and is a predicted model, not a curated record. Gene Ontology annotation, cellular component: cytoplasm. Lineage: Eukaryota; Metazoa; Chordata; Ascidiacea; Stolidobranchia; Styelidae. Gene Ontology annotation, biological process: signal transduction. Gene Ontology annotation, molecular function: protein binding.